CUCGAGGCGGCAGAACCCACGACUUCGUUAAUUUUCAGCAGAAUAUCUGUAUUAAAUCAUCAUGGCGAAGUGGGGAGAAGGAGACCCUCGCUGGAUCGUGGAGGAGAGAGCGGAUGCUACAAACGUCAACAACUGGCACUGGACCGAGAGGGACGCCACAAACUGGUCAUCAGAGAAGCUGAAGGAGCUGCUCAUGGGGUUGUGGGUGGAGGGUGAAGAAGGCAAGUGUGAGAUCACAGAGGUCAGCAAGGUGGAGGGAGAAGCAUCCAUCAAUAACCGCAAAGGGAAGCUUAUAUUCUUCUAUGAGUGGGAUCUGAAGGCCGACUGGAGAGGGACAUCAAAAUCAGGAAUCCAAUACAAGGGGAAUAUUGAAGUUCCAAACCUUUCGGAUGAAAAUGACAUGGACGACCUUGAUAUCAGUGUAAGUCUUUGUAAAGAUGAGCCUGAGACGGUGCUGCUUUCUCUGAUGAGGAGUGAGGGAGUCAAAAAAAUCCGUACGGCGCUAGCCAGCUACGUGGACUUCCUCAAAACAGAGUUCACACAGGGCAUGAUCCUGCCAACAGCCAAUGGUGUAACGCAACAGCAGACAGCCCAGACAACAACAAAGUCAAACAUAACCAAGAUUGGCUCAUGUAGCGCUGCUCCUCCUCCUAACACAGGGGUAAAAAUCCCCACCUGCAAGUUCUCAAUAAAAGACACCUUCCUCACCUCACCAGAAGACCUUUACAGGGUCUUUCUCAAUCAGGAGAUGGUGCAGGCUUUCACACGCAGCAGUGCUGUGGUUCAGGCUGAAAAGGGUGGAAAGUUUCGCCUUUUGGAUGGAAACGUGAACGGAGAGUUCCAGGAGCUGGUUCCUGAGCAGAAGAUAGUCAUGAAAUGGAGGUUCAACUCAUGGCCUUGUGAGCACUAUGCAGCAGUGACAUUGACUUUCACAGACAAGGGUAAUGAGACAGAGUUGAAGAUAGAGUGUCGGGCGGUUCCUGAGAAUGAAGAGGAACGAACACGAGACGGCUGGCAGAGGUACUACUGCCACGCCAUUAAACAGACAUUUGGCUACGGCGCACGACUCUGCUGAGCCCAGGACGUAGCGGCCUCCACUUUUGCCUCUUUUGUUUUUAUUUUUGUUCAUUUUGCUCCACCUACAGAACAGGGGAUCUGAAUGUGACUCUACUGAACAGCAGGCAUCACACUGCUCCAUUAUCACAUUCCUUUAUUUGGAAGAUUUUGAUGUUUACAGUAAAUAAAAAAAGAUUGAACAAUGAGAAAAGUAAGAUGAAAAGAUGAGUAGUCAUAUGAAAUAUGUUUAUGUGUGUAAUAUAGUGUUCUUAUUCCACCAUGGUAACUAUCUGACGGCACUCCUGUCCUGUUCUGUGAAAGGGUCACAGGGUUGAACGGUGCCUUUUAUGCUCCUGGUGGUUUUUAAUAAGUUAAGAGCCUUUUCUCAGAGUUGUGAAAACUUCGGAUCUUCUUGAAAAUGGUUUGGAGAAAGAAAAAUAAAGAGAUGUUUCGGACCAAUUAAUUAAUGUUUAUUUCUGAUGGAAAUAAUCAUUCAUGUACAUUUUUGUCAUCACAUCUAAUAGUAUUUUGAACAUAUGUGAUUUUUACUCAUAGCCAUUCACCAAAGCAAAUAAAAGCUGCAGGAAGCCUGUUUCUUUUGUCUCAAACAGACUGUAUUAAAAAGAAAAUCAUGUGGAAUGCACAGCUGGUCAUUUUUAGAUCACUGCUUUUCUAUUUGCUUUGUAUUACUGUACUUCAGCCUUUAUGGGGUUUGCCUGGUAUUAGCUGCUGAAAUGUUUGAAAUGCCUGAAAAGGGAAGCACAGACCAAUUUUAAGUCACUCAGUAACAGAGGAAACCGUUGUUUGUAUUGUCCCAAAAUAUGAUCCAAAAAACUUUGAGUUUUAUUUAUUUUCUUGUAUAUUUUUUGCAUCACACUUUGUCACCAGACAAAGAGCAUCAUUUACUUAAAAUAAAAGUACCUUUGAAACAUCA
Messenger RNA from Carassius carassius (crucian carp), 1990 nucleotides. Its product is annotated as activator of 90 kDa heat shock protein ATPase homolog 1-like. Gene Ontology annotation, cellular component: cytosol. Bases 62 to 1075 code for a protein of 337 amino acids. The transcript has 9 exons. Gene Ontology annotation, biological process: positive regulation of ATP-dependent activity; protein folding. The record is from RefSeq and is a predicted model, not a curated record. Lineage: Eukaryota; Metazoa; Chordata; Actinopteri; Cypriniformes; Cyprinidae. Gene Ontology annotation, molecular function: protein-folding chaperone binding; ATPase activator activity.